AUGCGGAUAGCGGCGUCGCCGGGCAUGGGCGAGGGAACUGACGUGCGGAUUAAGCUGACGGAUGAGGUGUUUGGCGUGGGGGUCGUCACCGGGCAGCGCAACUUUGAUGGGACCUACCCGGUGGCAGGUGGCAUCGCGAGUUCGGAUACAAUCCGUACCGGGUGUUGUCCUACCGUACCCGGUACUGGCACGGAGAUGCCGGGGGGCGCGAGGCGUGGUACGCGAUCAGGAGCUGGCAUGCUCAGAGAGGCAGGCUGUUUUCAGAAUAGACGGCGCGCCCGGCGAGGCUUAUCCCCCGGCGCCCGUUCGUCCCCGGCUCACCGGGGGACGCAUGGCCCAGGCAGGCUCAUGUGGUCGCUCAAGUAUAACGUGAGCGCCUACGUGGGCGGGCUGGAUCGCUGGCCAUCGAUAGAUUUCGGUUUCCGGACCAGAUGGCAUCGGGAGAUGGGGAUGCACUGGGUGGUCGCCGAAGGGCGCCGGGGCACGGUCUACAGGCGGCAGUGGGACCGCGACAUCCUGGACCGGCACGAGGUCUCUGGGCGGGCACUCGCCACAGCGCAGUUGGAGGCGUCGCGGCGGCGCGCGGCUGGAUGGCGCGUCGGCGCCUCAGGGGCGGCGCCGCACCAGCGAGGUGGUGGUGGUAAUCGUCAUGUUUCGUUUUCCCGGGCUUUUGGCCAUGACCUGCCCAGUCAUGUUUUGAGUACCUGCCCGCGGCCCUGGUGGGCGGCGGGCCGGGGGCGGAGCCCCCAGCGCGCACCGCGCGUCUGGAGGUCCGGGCGCAAGCCGUUGGGUUGGAUGUGGCAACGGUUUGGGUUUUCCAUUGAUGCAUUUCUCUUGGGGCUUAGUCCACCCCUGUUUUUGAGUCCCGCGGUUUCGGUCGAGUUGGGUGGCAGGGACCCAAGGUGGGAGACGGGCAUGCCACUUGUGGGGUCAAUCCACGAGCAGCGGGAUGCGUCGCUGUUGGCCGAGAUGGCAAGGGGCAUGCCUCAGGUCCAGGGACUGGCAGCAGCAAUAUCCAGUAGGGCCAGGUGCUUGAGAUCCGGAGCCACAAUCUCAGCGCGCGGUUCAAUCCUAGAGGGCAAGGAUAGCUGGCUGCAGUUCUGCGAGGAGCUCAAAGUGCAUCCCAUAAGGUUGCACGAGCCGACUACUCAGGAUCUCAUCGAGUUCGACACUAUGCUGUACAUCAUGUGCAAGCGGCCAGUGCAAAUUGACCGAGUGUGGUACAAUACACAACGGGAGGCCUACAAGGUCCAGAGGAUCGCGGAGAAGGGCAGGCCUCCGCGACAUGGGAAGCUAGCCUUUAUUCCAGCUCAUUUUGAAUUGAUCCUCAGGAUCUCCGGGCUGGACUGGAACGAGCCUUGGCAUCGCACGUGGUUAACAGCAGCUCAAGUAGCGUUCAAUCUUGGCCUACGGGUCGGAGAGUAUACCCAGCGGAGAGCAGAGGACUUCAAUCCGAACACAGCCUUUAACAUGGCUGACGUGGCCUGGUAUAGGGCUAACGGCCAACCUUUUGACCCGGCAGAAUUUGUAAGGCCAGGAGGCUGGUUGCGUGAUAAUGAUUUCUGUUUGAUCAACGCGAUACCUACGAAAACGGAUAGACUAUUGCAGAAGUUCGCAGAAAUGCAGUUCCCGCUUAAGAACUACGCGGGAAGUCGCACGACGAACGCAUGUCUGGGUUUAGCGAUUCUGGAGCUUCAGCGCAGGGUGUUUAACCCCGAGGAGCGAGCGAAGAAACCACUCUUCGAGAAUCCAAAGACAGGCAAAGCCAUGACGUAUAAUGAGUUUGCAGGCUUCUUUAAGAAGGUCUUGGCAGCUGCAUUGGGCAGCGACCUCGCAAAGAAGUUUGGAACCCAUAGCUUUCGAAUAGGCGGAGCGACUACGCUGAAAGCCCAAGGGCAGCCUGAUCGGACUUGGGGUCCAUCUCAAUCCGGUAUCAUCAAGCGAUAUACCAGUCGAACAGCUGGAUCAGCAGGGCGUGUUGCAGCGGACUGCCCUCACUUCGAGCCAGGCGUCAUGUACGCCAGCUGCGGUGGCGCAGCUACCGCUCAUGUCUAAAGGAGAGGCCCGGCGCGGAGCGCAGCUCUCGGGUGCGCUGGCUGCCUCCAUCCUGACUUCAGGGACGGACUUUGAUUUCGGAAGUUCCAAUGAAGUCGAAGGGCGCUUCGAGCAUUCGGAUGACGAAGAGAGUCUGCCAGAUGU
Messenger RNA from Aureococcus anophagefferens, 2199 nucleotides. RefSeq lists its product as hypothetical. Gene Ontology annotation, biological process: DNA integration; DNA recombination. Bases 1 to 2055 code for a protein of 684 amino acids. The record is from RefSeq and is a predicted model, not a curated record. The transcript has 7 exons. NCBI's taxonomy places the organism in Eukaryota, Pelagophyceae, Pelagomonadales, Pelagomonadaceae. Gene Ontology annotation, molecular function: DNA binding.